This is a messenger RNA of Ochotona curzoniae (black-lipped pika), 1425 nucleotides long. Its product is annotated as calcium-binding mitochondrial carrier protein SCaMC-1-like. The coding region runs from base 1 to 1425 and encodes 474 amino acids. Gene Ontology annotation, biological process: transmembrane transport. NCBI's taxonomy places the organism in Eukaryota, Metazoa, Chordata, Mammalia, Lagomorpha, Ochotonidae. Gene Ontology annotation, molecular function: calcium ion binding; ATP transmembrane transporter activity. The record is from RefSeq and is a predicted model, not a curated record. The transcript has 10 exons.
AUGCUGCGCUGGCUGCGGGGCUUCGUGCUGCCAGGCGUGGCCUGCCAGAAUGACGAUGACAACAAACGCUACGGCAGCCUCUUUGAAAAACUGGACCGUAACGGGGACGGCGUGUUGGACAUUCUGGAGCUCAAGGAGGGGCUGAAAAACCGGAGCUCCGCGUUUGGGCAGAACUCGGAGAAGGAAAUCCUUCAGGCUGGGGAUAAAAAUGCUGACUCAGGAUUGGACUUUGAAGAAUUUGUACAAUACCUUCAAGAUCAUGAGAAAAAAAUGAAGCUAGCAUUUAAUAGUCUGGACAAAAAUAGUGAUGGAAUUAUAGAAGCGUCAGAGGUGGUUGCUGCUGUGAAAUCAUUGGGUAUAAAUAUUUCGGAAGCUCAGGCAAGGAAGAUUCUGAAAAGCAUCGAUGUUGAUGGGACAAUGACAAUAGACUGGAAUGAAUGGAGGGACUACUUUUUACUUCAUCCUGCCUCAAAUAUCAAUGAAAUCAUUCGUUUCUGGAAGCGUUCCACAGUGAUUGAUAUAGGAGAGAGUAUAGCCAUUCCAGAUGAAUUCACUGAACAAGAAAAAAAGUCUGGAGAUUGGUGGAAGCGUUUGGUGGUAGCAGGAAUAGCGAGUGCAGUGGCACGGACAUGCACAGCACCUUUUGACCGCUUGAAAGUCAUGAUGCAGGUUCAGAGUUUAAAGACAAGGAAAAUGAGAUUGGUUAGUGGAUUUGAGCAGAUGAUAAAAGAAGGAGGGAUUCUUUCUCUUUGGCGAGGAAAUGGCAUAAAUGUGUUUAAAAUUGCACCAGAGACAUCAAUCAAUAUUGGGUCCUAUGAGCAGUAUAAAAAAUGGCUUAGUUUUGAUGACGCUCAUAUAGGAGUUUUUCAAAGAUUCAUAUCUGGUUCAUUGGCUGGUGCGACUGCUCAGACCUGUAUUUAUCCCAUGGAGGUAAUAAAGACCAGACUAGCAGUGGCUACUACGGGAGAGUAUUCAGGGAUUAUUGAUUGUGGCAAGAAGCUUCUGAAACAAGGAGGAGUCAGAACACUUUUUCAGGGUUAUAUUCCUAAUUUACUGGGCAUUUUACCUUAUGCAGGAUUAGAUCUUGCUGUUUAUGAGCUUUUGAAGAAUUAUUGGCUAGAGCGUUAUGCAGAAGACUCCAUAAACCCCGGGAUAACGAUUUUGAUGGGAUGUAGUACACUGUCUCACAUGUGUGGUCAAUUAGGCAGCUUCCCUCUGCACCUUGUUAGAACUCGCAUGCAGGCUGAUGUCCUAGCAGAAAAGGAAGCAACACCAAUGAUUCAACUCAUUCGAGAGAUAUAUAAUAAAGAAGGGAAACGGGGAUUUUUUAGAGGAAUUACCCCUAAUAUCAUAAAGGUGCUUCCUGCAGUAAUCAUCGGCUCUAUAGUUUAUGAGGAAGUGACGCCAUAUUUUGGACUAAAAUAG